AUGAGAAAUGGGACGCUUUAUGAUGUUUUGCAUUCGAGCUCCCGGCCUCCCACUUGGGGAAGAAGGAUAAAAUUAGCUUUACAAACUGCGAAAGCCAUUGAUACUCUCCAUUCCUCAAGUCCUCCGGUAAUUCAUCGUGAUAUCAAGUCGGCCAACGUGCUGAUAGACCGGAAUUUCAAUGCAAGGUUGGGGGAUUUUGGUCUGGCAUUGAGGUGUGUGGAUGAUUAUAGGUUAAGAUCAACUCCCCCAGCAGGGACAAUGGGGUAUUUAGAUCCCUGUUAUGUAACCCCGGAUAAUCUGAGUACUAAAACUGAUGUGUUUAGUUUUGGAAUAUUGCUUUUGGAGAUAAUUAGUGGGAGGAAAGCUAUUGAUAUGGGGCAUUCGCCGCCUUCUGUUGUUGAUUGGGCUAUUCCAUUGAUUAGGAGAGGGAAAUUGUUGGCCACUUAUGAUCCCAGGAUUGAACCACCCAAGUGCGCUUCUGUGAGGAAACAGUUGGCGGUGGUAGCUGCGAAAUGUGUGAGGUCUUGUAGGGAGAAGAGGCCCACAAUGAAGGAGGUAGUAGAGUGUUUGAGUGGGUUAAGUAGGCUGGUUCCAAUCCGUCCAUGGAAUGGAUUUGCUAAUCCCUGUUUGAUGGUUGAUACCAUGGGGAGACCGGUAGAGUCGAGAAGGGUCCACGAGAAUUCGAAGGGAAAGGGGGCCGAAGACCCAAAUUUGGAUGCUGCGGAUGCCAAACUAGGACUACCAUUGAGGAAUUCGCGGAGAAUGUACUCUGACUUGGGGUUUAGGAGCAAUUUGUUGGACUUAAUGGUUGGCCUUGAUGAGGAGUCUGAGUUUCGUGGUGAGAAUGAUGGGAUAGAACCUAAACUGGAAUACAGAUCUGGAUUUCGAAGUAGGAGUUUCAAUGGGCGAAGUAAUAGGUCUAAGGUUCUUGGAUACAGUAAAGGUAGUGUGUCUUGCAUAAAGAGAAAUGACUCUGUUGGAGAGAAUUCUAAUCCAUUCUAUAGAAGAGAUUACAAGAUUUCUGGAUCAAGUUCUGUUUCCAUGGCUGCUGAUCCAAGCUAA
Messenger RNA from Fraxinus pennsylvanica, 1062 nucleotides. Lineage: Eukaryota; Viridiplantae; Streptophyta; Magnoliopsida; Lamiales; Oleaceae. The record is from the annotation of a GenBank genome assembly.